Molecule: messenger RNA, 732 nt
Organism: Ectocarpus siliculosus
Lineage: Eukaryota; Phaeophyceae; Ectocarpales; Ectocarpaceae
Source: the annotation of a GenBank genome assembly
AUGAUGAAAGGAAGUCUGCUCUGGAGAGAAAGCGGCGUCGGGCGUGUGACGGAACUGACCGCGGAAGGAGUUCUUCACGGCAUGGGGGAGACGUGCCGACCGGUGACAGAAUACCUCCGGCGGCAGCUAGCCAUUGCCAUGGCGUGCGAGUCAACCGAGGAAUCAUCGCCACCAAAGUCACCUAGAAAGCAAGUGAUUGCACGGGAUGCGCUCAUGGGGUUGGGCACGAUGGCCACGCUAUGUGGCGACGACAGAGGCGCACGCGACCUGUAUGAGCGUGCUGUGCAGUGCUGCCGGGCAUCUGGGGACUGGAUAGGCCUAGCACACGCUCUCGCGGCCAAGGCACACCUUCAAGCCGCCGCGGGGCGCUUCGAGGAGGCUGUGGGCGGAUUCAAACUCGUGCUCAAGCUUGCUUGCGAGUUGAGAGACGAUGCCUUGGCAGCGUCAGCCCACAGCUGCUUGGGCUGGGCGAUGGCAUCUCGAGGGGGCGUGAAAGAGGCACUGGGCCACUUUCGUCAGUGGAGAAACAUUUCCUGCCGCAGUUUGGAAAGCUCUUCCGCCGCCGCGUCCGAGCUAUGCAUCGCUCACAUGCACGUACGCCUGGCGAUUGUCCUAAGUGGCGAUGGUGAUCAAGCAGUUUGUCACGACACACCUCAAACCGACCCCAAUCCGGCGCUCGAAUUAUCGUCGCACGCGGAGCUCGUUGGAGCGCGGAGACACUACUCCAGGUAG